Molecule: messenger RNA, 2187 nt
Organism: Malaclemys terrapin pileata
Lineage: Eukaryota; Metazoa; Chordata; Testudines; Emydidae
Gene: ANAPC7
Product: anaphase promoting complex subunit 7
Exons: 11
Coding region: 119-1816 (565 amino acids)
Biological process (GO): cell division
Molecular function (GO): protein binding
Source: RefSeq, a predicted model, not a curated record
CUCCUGCCUGCGAGGACCCCUAGGUGGCGCCAUUUUGGAGUCGCAGCGGGCUGAGGAAGCGCUGUCUCUUCCGACCCCAUCCCCGGCCGGCGCCCCUCGUUCCACUCCGGCCUCCAGGAUGAGCGUGGUGGAGCAUGUGCGGGAGAUGGCGGCUGCCGGGCUCCACUCCAAUGUGCGGCUCCUCAGCGGGCUCCUGCUCACCAUGAGCGGCAACAACCCUGAGUUAUUCUCGCCAUCACAAAAGUACCAGCUUCUUGUAUAUCAUGCAGAUUCCCUCUUCCAUGACAAGGAAUAUAGGAAUGCUGUAAGUAAGUAUACAAUGGCCUUGCAGCAGAAGAAAGCAUUAAGUAAAACUUCAAAAGUAAGACCCUCUACUGGGAAUGCUGCAGCCACUCCACAAAGUCAGUGCCUGCCAUCUGAAAUUGAAGUGAAAUACAAGAUGGCUGAAUGUUACACAAUGUUGAAGCAAGAUAAAGAUGCUAUUGCUAUACUAGAUGGAAUUCCUUCAAGACAGAGAACCCCCAAGAUUAACAUGAUGUUGGCAAAUUUGUACAAGAAGGCAGGUCAAGAACGCUCAUCUGUUACCAGUUACAAAGAAGUGCUGAGACAGUGUCCAUUAGCACUCGAUGCCAUACUAGGUUUGCUGUCACUUUCAGUAAAAGGGGCAGAAGUGGCUUCCAUGACAAUGAAUGUUAUUCAAAGCAUCCCUAACUUGGACUGGCUUUCAGUGUGGAUCAAAGCAUAUGCAUUUGUGCACACUGGAGAUAAUACUAGAGCAAUCAACACCAUCUGCUCAUUAGAAAAAAAGUCUUUACUGAGGGAUAAUGUGGAUCUAUUGGGUAGCUUAGCAGACCUGUACUUCCGAGCUGGAGAUAAUAAAAACUCGAUUCUGAAAUUUGAACAGGCACAAAUGCUGGAUCCUUAUCUGAUAAAAGGAAUGGACGUAUAUGGCUACUUAUUGGCACGUGACGGUCGACUGGAGGAUGUGGAGAACUUGGGCUGCCGUCUUUUCAAUAUUUCUGAUCAGCAUGCAGAACCGUGGGUGGUGUCAGGGUGUCACAGUUUCUACAGUAAGCGAUACUCCCGUGCCUUGUAUUUAGGAGCCAAAGCUAUUCAGCUGAAUAGUAAUAGUGUUCAAGCUUUGCUGCUGAAAGGGGCUGCUCUUAGAAAUAUGGGACGAGUACAAGAGGCAAUUAUACAUUUCCGAGAAGCAAUUCGCCUUGCACCUUGCAGGCUUGACUGUUAUGAAGGCCUCAUUGAUUGUUAUCUGGCAUCCAACAGUAUCCGUGAAGCAAUGGUUAUGGCUAACAAUGUGUACAAAACCCUGGGAGCAAAUGCACAGACGCUUACUCUGUUAGCAACAGUCUGUCUUGAAGAUCCAGUCACACAAGAGAAAGCAAAAACCUUAUUAGAUAAGGCACUGACACAGAGACCGGAUUACAUUAAAGCAGUGGUAAAAAAAGCGGAGCUUCUUAGUAGAGAACAGAAAUAUGAAGAUGGAAUAGCUUUGUUGAGGAAUGCACUGGCCAAUCAGAGUGACUGUGUUCUGCAUCGAAUACUGGGUGACUUUCUUGUAGCAGUCAGUGAAUAUCAAGAAGCCAUGGACCAGUACAGUAUUGCCCUAAGUUUGGAUCCCAAUGAUCAGAAGUCUUUAGAAGGAAUGCAGAAAAUGGAAAAAGAGGAGAGUCCAACAGAUGCAACCCAGGAAGAGGAUGUGGAUGACAUGGAGGGAAGUGGAGAAGAAGGGGAUUUGGAGGGCAGUGAUAGUGAAGCUGCACAGUGGGCAGAUCAAGAACAAUGGUUUGGCAUGCAGUGAUAUGGGUUUCAGUUCUUGAAUGUGCCCUGAGAUCCAUUGUUCUCUGAAGGAAGAACGUCACCUGCAAUUUUCAUAUUAACAAAGUGGACUUUAUAAAAACAAUCGACUCUGAAACCUUUUAAUAAUUCUCUGCAUCACAGUUCUGUUCAUUUUUGUGAUGCUUCCUAUUUAUCAAUUACAAGAUUGAGCUGAACCAUGCUGGAAAUUUGUAGGAGUGGCUUAGUCUUUUCUUGCUAAAGCUAGAAUCUUGAGUAUAAAGCAUUUCAUACAAUAUACCGAUUGCUAGUGACUAAAAUGUCAAAACUGGGUUCAAAACUAAGUAGUCUUGAUCCUUAGCUAUAGAUGUAAAUACAAGAGUUUUUUAUUCCUUU